AUGGCCCACCGAACCCCCCUAAGCAUCCUACGGGCGCCAAACACCCACCAGCACCACCUCCUCCUACCACUAGACACCCUCCAGCAGCAGUCGCGCAGACUCAGCACCACAAAGCCCGCCCUGGCCCGGGUACCCCCGAGGGAAAAGACCUCCGCAUCCUCCCCGUCGAAGGGGGGAUCGCGCACCCGCGCUGCAUACCAGUACCGCUCACCACGGUACUACCGCGGUCGCUUAGCCCCCAAUGUGCCACCGCCAUCGGCCUCGCCCUCAUCCAGAUUAUUCGUGCCGGGACCUUUCGCCGCAGAACGUACCAAUCCACCGCCCCCACAUCUCACAUCUCCCACAGUUACUGAAAAGCAGGAAAUAUGACAGGACUCGAAGAUCACUACUGGAACACAGUUGCCCCCGAUUUACAAGUCCUCUCAUAUGUGCACAAACAGAACCCAACUUUCGACAUAGAGAAGGAUUACCGACAGCUCACGGCGUUGCGUCUCCCGCCGAAGCCUACCCGACAACAACUCCCCGCGCUGCGAACGUUCCGGAAUAUCCCGCGGCUGACAGGGAUCACGGUGCACUCUAUGGUCCGCGAGGCGAUGAAGGAUUCUGCAUACUUGCAUGCGGCUGGCAUGAUCGUGCAGAGCAUCACGGGCGUUAGGGCGAGCGUGCACAAGAGUAAGGAUAAUAUCGCAAUGUGGGAGUUGCGCGCCGGCAAGUCAAUCUCCGUCACCGCGCAGGUCAAGGGGAGGAGCGCAUAUAGGUUCCUCGCCCAGUUGAUUGAUGUCGUGUUGCCCAGGAUUAAGGAUUGGAAAGGGGUUGCUGGUGGCUCGGGUGAUUCGAGUGGGAAUAUUACAUUUGGGAUGUCGUCGGAGGCUGUGUCGAUGUUUCCCGAAAUUGAAGGUGGGUUCUCUCCCUCUUUCCCUUGAGAGACCGGGGGAUUGGGGGGUUAGUAGGGUGGGCUGACAAUGGUCGUUAUAGUGAAUUACGAUAUGUACCCUCCAAAGAUGGUGCCUGGACUGCAUAUUACUAUACAUACUUCAGCCGGAAAUGACGUCGAUGCUAAGAUUUUACUCAAAGCCAUGGGCUUGCCGUUUGAUGGAAAUUUCCGAUAA
Molecule: messenger RNA, 1109 nt
Organism: Tuber aestivum (summer truffle)
Lineage: Eukaryota; Fungi; Ascomycota; Pezizomycetes; Pezizales; Tuberaceae
Source: the annotation of a GenBank genome assembly